AUGUGGACGGAACAUCGCAAUCCCGAAGGUCGUACAUAUUGGUUCAAUACGGUGACGCGGGAGAGCGUUUGGGAGAAGCCAGAUGACCUAAAGACUCCAUUCGAGCGCGCCUUAUCCGAGACGAAGUGGAAAGAAUACUUUUCCGGUGGGCGCAAAUACUACUACAAUACGGAAACUAAGGAGUCCAAAUGGGACAUGCCAGAUGAGCUAGUACUUCUCCUUGAGAAAGUUGAGAAAGAAUCUAAGAGUAAUCAGCUUGUGCUAGCAAACUCAGUUCCUCCGCCAGCACAGGCUUCUCCCGAACCUGCUAGUGGGCCGUCUUCUCAAACCAACGGCACUGAGGGUGCCCUGACUAUACCUGGUACAAAUCUUCCUUUCUCAUCGUCCGGUGUUUUGCCAGCUCGCCCGAAUCUGCCUGAUGACCCCCUGAUUCCCCACAACGGAUUCCCCACGAUAGAGGAAGCCGAGAAGGCAUUUAUGCACUUGCUGAGAAAAGCGGGCGUUGAUGCAGAUUGGAGCUGGGAUCAAACUAUGAGGGCUAUCAUCACCGAUCCAUUGUAUAAAGCACUGAAUACACUCGCUGAGAAGAAGGCAGCUUGGCAGAAAUACACUGAGGGUCUGCGACAAAAAGAAGAGGAAGAGAGAGAAGCGAGGUUGUCUAAGUUGCGCCCAGCGAUCAGAAACAUGCUUAAGGGCAAUCCUAACGUCUUCCACUAUACUACGUUUGGCACAGCAGAUAAACUCUUUGCACAGCACCCUAUCUGGCAGCAAGCGAAAAUCGAAGCCGAACGCAGGCUUGUUUUUGAGGAGUAUGUUGCUGAACUAAAGCAACGGGAAGUGCAAGAAACAAGGGCAGCAAGGACACGCAGCAUAUCAAAAGUCGUAUCCCUCUUUAAGGAACUCGGUGUUGACGUCCUGACUCGAUGGCGCAAAGCACUUGAUAUGCUCGUUGAAUGUGAGGAAUGGAAGGAAGAUCCGGAGUUGCGUAAAUUGCCAACUCUUGAUAUUCUCCUUGCUUUCGAGGACUACAGUCGAGUCAAAGAACGUGAGUUCGAGGAACAAAUGCGCCGUACGCAGGUUGAAAAGACUCGCUCCGAGCGCAAAGCCAGGGAGGCUUUCAGGGGCCUCUUGCAGGAACUCGUAGCUUCCGGUAAGAUCAGAGCACGCGCGAAAUGGAGGCAGGUCUAUCCUUCUUUUGCGGCGGACAAGCGUUACCUGAACCUUCUUGGCAAACCUGGGUCUAACCCGCUUGAGCUCUUUUGGGACGUAGUCGAUCGGCUGGAUCAACAACUCGACGCAAAAAUUGCGAUCGCGGAGGAGUCCAUACGCAAAGUAGAAGCGCCCAACGAGUCGGCUGAGGAUGCGGCAAAAUCCGGGAUCGUGAUGAUUGCGCCGGAAUCCACUUUAGAAGAGUUCGCGGCAAGAGUGAGAAGGGAUCCAGAAUCUGCAGGGAAGUUAGGCGACGAGGAACUGCACGAGGUCUUCCGUUCUCUGCACGAACAAGCUAUUAAGAAACAACAAGAGGAGAAGAAGCGUUACGAACGCAGACAGAGACAUUUGCAGGAUGACCUUCGUUACGCGCUCAAGAAGCUCUCUGAACCGAUAGACAUCAAUGGUUCAUACGAAUCGGCCGUUCCGCUGAUUGAGCACCUCCCGGAAUUCAAGGCUAUUGAAGACGAAGAAGGUCGCCGUGCUGCUUUUGCCAAGUUCGUGAAGAGACAGAAAGAGCGCAUGCGAGAAGCUGCGUCUGAGGAUGGUGCGUCGACUACGAGCAGGAAGCGUAAGGAGCCUGGCCGUGAUGGCGAAAGAGACCGUGACAGGGAUCGCGACAGGGACCGCGACCGGGAUCGUGAACGCGAUAGAGAGCGCGACAGGGACCGUGACCGAGAUGCGUACCGAGACAAGGCUCGUGAUUACGACCGCGACAGGGAACGUGAUCGAGACCGUGAGCGGGACCGCGAACGUGAUCGUGACAGAGAGCACCGAGAUGCUCGCAGUUCUCGACAUCACCGAGACGACUACGAUGAUUACUCACGCGACCACCCUCGCGAGAGAUCUAAAGAUUACGGAUAUUUAGAGCGGGACCGAGAAAGAGACCAUCGGUCUUCAAAGUACAGUCGCGAUGAGCGUGAUACCCGAGACGACAGGAGACGUCCCCGGAGAAGUUCACGGGAGCAGGGGCAUAGCCGCGGAUACGAAGGAGCGCCGCCUUACGGAAACGAAGACGAGGAACACGACCGGGGCAGGGAAAAACGGGAGCGUAGCCGGGACGAGCGCCGGGAUACGUCCAAACAUGGUGAGAGAAGCUACGGUGAGAGGGCUGAGAAGCGACCAAGGUAUGAUCCUGAUAUUGAAAGCCGUAAAGAGAGCAGAGAAGAAAAAUCACACAGGGCCGAGACUCCUGAAGAAGGGGAGAUAUGA
Pisolithus orientalis is the source of this 2421-nucleotide messenger RNA. RefSeq lists its product as uncharacterized. Gene Ontology annotation, cellular component: U1 snRNP; U2-type prespliceosome. Gene Ontology annotation, molecular function: protein binding; RNA binding. The record is from RefSeq and is a predicted model, not a curated record. The transcript is spliced from 12 exons. Lineage: Eukaryota; Fungi; Basidiomycota; Agaricomycetes; Boletales; Pisolithaceae. Gene Ontology annotation, biological process: mRNA cis splicing, via spliceosome. The coding region runs from base 1 to 2421 and encodes 806 amino acids.